Thlaspi arvense is the source of this 2034-nucleotide messenger RNA. The record is from the annotation of a GenBank genome assembly. NCBI's taxonomy places the organism in Eukaryota, Viridiplantae, Streptophyta, Magnoliopsida, Brassicales, Brassicaceae.
AUGUUGGCAGGUUGUUCAAGUUCUUCAUUGUUGUCCCCGACCCGAAGAUUAAGGAGUGAAGCAGUAGCAGCAACAUCAGCGACAGUAGCAGUACAUUUCCCCAUGAACACACAGAGACUGGACUUACCCUACAGUAGUAGCUUCUCCCGCAAGGAAACACCUUCGAGCCGACCACUUGGAAGAAGCAUCUCACUCGACAACAACAGCAGCAGCAACAACAACAACAACAACAAACCUAUUGAGCGCAAGACCGGUGGCUGUUCACUUAAGCAGAGCAUAAAGCUUCCACCUUUGGCAACAACGAGAGGAAGCGGAGAAGGGUUUUCUUGGAACAACAACAACAACAGCAACAACAGAGGGAAGAAGAGACUGAAGAGAUUGGCGGAGGAAGACAAGGAGGACGAGUCUUGUUUGAGCAGAGUGAAGAGGCAAAGAGGCGAAACCGAAGAUGAUCACAACAGGAGUUUCUGGUUUGAGCAUUUCACAGCGCAGAGUUCAUCUCCAGCGUUACCUUUUUCCUUGACUUGCUCAGGUGAUGACGAGGAAAAGGUUUGUUUCGCUCCAAGCGAAGUGAUUUCUCAGCCUUUACCGAGUAAUCCAAUCUGGGUUAACUCGGUAAUUACCGAAUUAGCUGGCUUAGGCGAUAAGGACACUGAGAGUAGCCGUCCUGCACCGGUCAACGAAGCUUCUGGUUCAUCGACAAGCGCAUCAUCAGAGAGUCGUAGCUUAAGCCACAGAGUACCAGAACCCACCAAUGGCUCAAGGAACCCUUACUCACACCGAGGCAGCGCAGAGGAAAGGACCAGCGAGAACAUCAUCAACAACAACAACAAUCACAGGAACGAUUUGCAGAGGGACUUCGAGCUUGUUAAUUUGCUUACCGGAUGUUUAGAAGCAAUCAGAACGAGGAACAUAGCUGCGAUCAACCAUUUCAUCGCGAGAACCGGUGAUCUUGCUUCCCCUAGAGGAAGAACCCCAAUGACUCGGCUCAUAGCUUACUACAUCGAAGCUUUGUCCCUACGAGUCGCGCGUAUGUGGCCUCACGUCUUCCACAUCGCACCGCCUCGUGAAUUCGAGAGAACGGUCGAGGACGAGUCAGGGAACGCGUUGAGGUUCUUGAACCAAGUGACCCCGAUUCCAAAGUUCAUCCAUUUCACAGCAAACGAGAUGUUACUCAGAGCAUUCGAAGGGAAAGAGAGAGUUCACAUCAUCGACUUCGACAUCAAGCAAGGGUUACAGUGGCCUAGCUUCUUCCAGAGCUUAGCUUCGAGGUCGAAUCCACCACACCACGUACGUAUCACCGGAAUCGGAGAAUCCAAGCUGGAGCUGAACGAGACGGGAGAUCGUCUCCACGGAUUCGCGGAGGCGAUGAAUCUUCAAUUCGAGUUUCAUCCUGUUGUUGAUAGACUCGAAGACGUUAGGCUAUGGAUGCUUCACGUCAAGGAAGGCGAGUCUGUAGCUGUAAACUGCGUUUUGCAGAUGCACAAGACGCUGUACGACGGAACCGGAGCUACGAUUAGGGAUUUCGUGGGGUUAAUCAGAAGCACGAACCCGAUCGCUCUCGUUGUCGCGGAACAGGAAGCUGAGCACAACUCGAUGCAGCUCGAGACGCGAGUCUGUAACUCGCUCAAGUACUAUUCCGCGAUUUUCGACGCGAUUCACACGAAUCUGCCCACGGAUAGCUUGAUCAGGGUCAAAAUCGAGGAGAUGCUGUUCGGGAGGGAGAUCAGGAACAUUGUGGCGUGCGAAGGGAGUCAUCGGCAAGAGAGGCACAUGGGUUUUCGCCAUUGGAGGAGGAUGCUGGAGCAAUUAGGGUUUCGGAGCUUAGGAGUCUCGGAGAGAGAGGUUUUGCAGAGUAAGAUGCUGCUCAGGAUGUACGGAUCUGGCAAUGAGGGAUUCUUCAAUAUUGAAAUGAGCGAUGAAGACGGCGACGGCAGAGGCGGCGGAGGAGUCACGUUACGGUGGUCGGAUCAGCCGCUUUACACGAUCUCGGCUUGGACUAUCGGCGGAAUCGGAGGGAGUUCUUCGUUUUAA